Molecule: messenger RNA, 2437 nt
Organism: Frankliniella occidentalis (western flower thrips)
Lineage: Eukaryota; Metazoa; Arthropoda; Insecta; Thysanoptera; Thripidae
Exons: 11
Coding region: 458-2437 (659 amino acids)
Source: RefSeq, a predicted model, not a curated record
GUCGCAUAGGGUCUACGUUCAACAUACCCUUUCUAUCCGCUCGGAGUGUGGCCGCCACUCGACGUUAUGAUCGUGAUCCUGCUCGCGCUUGCCAACUCCCGAAUUUAUGAUGUUCAAGUGGUUCACCGGCACUGCUCAGCUUCACUCGAGUUGCGUUCUGUAGGCGGAUUUCCACUCCCUCCCCCCUUCCCCUCCCUUCCCAGUGCAAUACUAAAUAAACACAUCUAGUUCCAGCCAAAGACGAACGCGAGGAUAAUUCAGUUGUCACAAAACGCUACAGAGAUUUACACGCCAGCUAGUCACUUGUGUUUGCGAGCAAGCGUUUGCUAGCAGCUUGCUUUUUGUUAAAUCUACUGAACCUUCAACUUUUGUACGUGAGACAUGAUAUUGUAUCCCCCUCCCUAUACCGUACCCUCGGCACGGGUACAGCCGUAGCCCCAAGUAAAGUGUGUACUAAAUGUCACGUUCUAAUUUAACAUGUGAUUGUUUCAGCAUUCAAGAUCCUUUCCUAAGGAAAUAUUUCAAGAAGGAAAACUUGCUAAACCACGUCCAAUAUGUGAGGAGUAGGAGGUUACCACGGUCCCCUCGCUUCCUCCAGGAAGCAGAGGCCAUCCUCAUGGAUAGUGAUAAUAGAUUUAUGGCACGGACAGAGGACGACAAUACAGAAUUCUAUCAGGGCAUAGUGGGGCAGCCCGAGGAGGAAUCACUCGUUUUUGCAAGCAAGAGAAUGCUUGCUAUACUCCAGAAUGACGACGUAAUCCAAGGAGAUGACACCUAUAAAAUUAGGCCAUACAUUAACAAGUCCAAGCAUGUAUUCAUCGUGUCAGUCUACCACAAUAAUCAAAUGUAUCCUCUAGCCUACGCUGUGAUGACAAGGGGCACCUCCACUGCAUACGCAGCCGUUCUCCAAAAAUUAAAGGAGCUGGGUUUGCGGGGCCAGGCUGUCGUCACAGACUGGGAUGACGGGCAGAGGAAGGGAUGGAAGGAGGCCUUUCCCAACAUGAAGCAAUGGGGGUGCUACUUUCAUUUCCUCCGAGCCAUGUACCGAAACGCCAAGGGCCUGCAGAAAUUUCUAACUACAAGUACGGGCCUUGUGAGCCGGGUGCUGCGCAUGCUCGCUGCCAUACCCAGGCUCGAAGCAGAACAUAUGCUAGAAGCGUUUGAUAUUAUCUGGAGCAUGGCCAGCGACCUCACUAAUGAACAGGCAACGGAGCAAGAGGUUGCAGCACUUCUCCGUUACCUUCAAUAUUUCAAGCGUGAGUGGCUGUCCGGCAAUAAGCCUGCUGACCUGAGUGUGAAGGGUCGGGUCAUACACACAACGAGCGGGCAGGAAUCGCUACACCGCCAACUCAACACUAGUCUCAAUAACUAUGGACAUCCCAGCUUCUGGAAAUUCUUGACACUGAUACGCCGACUUGAACACAAGGCUUACUACGACUAUAACACGACAAUAGAGACAGGAACGACCAGAACUACACACAGGACAAAAAGACUAAAGACCAAACCAUUUAACCACAGAGACCUACAAUUUGACAAAGACAUAACGACUGCCUACAAAGACUGGACACUAAACAAAAACAUAAAGGAUUUCUUGACUCUGGCGGCCCAUGGAGUUCGAGAACAAAUGGAAUUCUUUGCAUUGUUCCACGAAGACUUGGAAGUCCCUGAGCCAUACGAAGUUGACCCGGACGGGCCGGAACCAGUAUUUGACGAGCCAGCACCUGACCUUGAGCCGCCACGGGACAUGCCACCCGUGCUUAUUGAACAACCAGUAGCCCAGGCCCCGCAGGCCCCGCAGGCCCCGCAGGCCCCGCAGGCCCCGCAGGUCCCGCAGGUCCCGCAGGUCCCGCAGGUUCCGCAGCAGGUCCCGCAGGUCCCGCGUGAGGCCCCGCGUGAGGCCCCGCGUGAGGCCCCGCGUGAGGCCCCGCAUGAGGCCCCGCAUGAUGACUACUCAUUUGAAUUUGAAGACUUCCUAAUGCUCCCUGACCAGCAACCUAUAGGCAUAGUGGAUUCUAGCGAGCCAGGAAAGGCCCCGCAGACCCCGCAGGCCCCGCAGGAUCCGCAGGAACAGCAGGACUACGACCAUGACCUCGUGUCAUUCGAUGACAACCGAAGACUCCCUGACCAGGAAGCUACAGGCAUCUUCGUGUAUUUUGGCGAGCCAGGAACAUCCCAAGAGCUGGAGCUGCCCGCCAUGGGCCUGGCCCUAGAGCAGAACAUCGAAGAGCAGGAAGGCCCCCCACUACCUACACAGAAACCUGACGGGCCAGACUUACAAAACCUGGAUGCUUGGUGUGCAGCUAGAGGCAUCACAGGAGCUGAAAGGAGGCGACUUAAAAAAAAGCAGCAGAGGUGCAACAGAAGGCAACGCGACCGUGAUCUGGUACGAUUUCAAGUUUGUUUCUGUCUUUUUAUCCUAUACGAGUACGAGUAUUGA